Messenger RNA from Quercus robur (English oak), 1391 nucleotides. RefSeq names its product peroxisomal (S)-2-hydroxyacid oxidase GLO3-like. The transcript is spliced from 12 exons. Lineage: Eukaryota; Viridiplantae; Streptophyta; Magnoliopsida; Fagales; Fagaceae. The record is from RefSeq and is a predicted model, not a curated record. Bases 148 to 1260 code for a protein of 370 amino acids. Gene Ontology annotation, molecular function: oxidoreductase activity; FMN binding.
GCCAGCUGGGAAUAUUCUGAUCGUUGCUCUUACUCCCCUCUAAUAUAAACUUUAUAGUCAAAAAAUCAUUGCCUGAAACUUGCAGCAAUCGUUCAGACUCUAUCUAUUACAGUAUUACUACAGUGCUUUCCCAGUUCUCGUUGGACAAUGGUGGGUGAACCAGUUAACUUGAACGAGUUUCAAGAAUUGGCUAGGCAAGCCCUUCCAAAAAUGUAUUAUGACUUCUAUGCUGGGGGAGCUGAGGAUCAGUACACGCUAGAAGAGAACAUGGAAGCAUUUCGUAGAAUCAUUUUUCAUUGUUUUCUCAGGAUUCGGCCUAGAGUUCUUGUGGAUGUCAGUAGAAUAGAUUUGUCAACUUAUGUAUUGGGGUACAAUAUAUCGGCACCCAUUCUGAUAGCUCCAACUUCCUUGCAUAAGUUGGCACACCCUGAAGGAGAGGUUGUUACAGCCAGAGCAGCCGCCGCAUGUAAAACUAUAAUGGCUCUAUCCUUCACAUCUUCUUGCACUUUGGAGGAGGUUGCUUCCAGCUGCAAUGCUGUUCGGUUCUUUCAAAUAUAUGUAUACAAGAGGCGAGAUUUAUCAGCUCUGUUGGUGCAGAGAGCAGAGAGAAAUGGAUACAAGGCUCUUGUCCUAACUGCUGAUUCUCCCAGAGUUGGACGAAAGGAGGCAGACAUAAAGAACAAAAUGAUUUUACCUAAACUGAAGAAUACAGAGCGUUUCUUAUCACUUGAAGCUUCUUCUGAUAAUGGUUCAAAUUUAGCAGCUGUUGCAAAAGAAACGAAGGAUGCUUCCUUUUGUUGGAAGGACAUAGAAUGGUUAAGUACAAUUACAAACAUGCCAAUCCUUAUCAAGGGACUACUUACUCGUGAAGAUGCAAUAAAGGCUGUAAAAGUAGGUGUUGCUGGGAUUGUUGUCUCCAACCAUGGUGGUCGCCAGCUUGAUUAUGCUCCUGCUACUAUUACUGUUCUGGAAGAGGUGGUUCAAGCUGUUGGAGGGAGAAUUCCUGUUUUCUUUGAUGGAGGAGUGCGGCGAGGAACAGAUGUCUUCAAGGCAUUAGCCCUUGGUGCACAAGCCGUCCUUAUUGGAAGGCCUGUUAUCUAUGGACUAGCGGCUAAGGGAGAAUAUGGGGUGAGGCAAGUUAUCCAAAUGCUGAAGGAUGAACUUGAGCUCACCAUGGCUUUAUCUGGCUGUCCUAGUGUGAAGGAUAUCACUAGAAGGCAUGUGAGGACAGAGCGUGAAAGACUCCAUUCAAUGCUCUAAUAAAAUGUUAAAGCGUUAACAAUAUUUUUGAGAAAAAUUAUUUAGAUCAUCAUGGUUGCGUUUGGAAACUUGGACUUGAAUUUGGAUAUGGGUUUUAAAUUAAUAGAUUUGAAAUGCUUUGAUUUCAAAUA